Messenger RNA from Drosophila simulans, 649 nucleotides. RefSeq lists its product as uncharacterized. The transcript is spliced from 3 exons. The coding region runs from base 206 to 484 and encodes 92 amino acids. The record is from RefSeq and is a predicted model, not a curated record. Lineage: Eukaryota; Metazoa; Arthropoda; Insecta; Diptera; Drosophilidae.
UGUCAGGGAUAUUUUCUACGCCGCUUUAUCCGGUCACACUUAAAAGUUCGACAAGACGCUUUGUGCUCGAAAUUUGGAUCCAGAGUUUUUUCGAAUACUAUGACAAUUUCCCAUUGAAUUCUUAAGACUCAAAGUGCAGUGCGUCUUCUAAUUCAACAGCGUUACGAAUAUUUCUUGAUAACCAAGGUAAUUUCGUGAUUGGACAAUGUCCAGUGAAGCAUCCGGUAGUAUAACCAUCAAAGAAGAAGCGUCUACAAGCGGUACGGCCACCAAUAUUCCCGUAGAAUCCAGCGAAGUAGAGGCUAAGAAACCCGAGAUCGGAGCUGACAAGGCGGAAUCGCAGAGCGAAACCACCGAGUGCGGGAAGGCGGCGGAGACGUCGGAGAACCACUUGAAGCGUCUGCAGAAUCUGCGCAAGGAAUUAAGCUAUCUCAGCGAAACCGACUGGAUGUACGAGAGUCUCGACAGAAAAGCAGCGCAGUAGGAACGGCAGAGAAUCUAUCGAGCAAAAAUGUUCACAUACGUUAGCAAGUUUUUCACGAACCCGGAUCGUAACCGGGAGGAUAUCGUGGAAAGUUUGAAUCGGGAGAAUAGCUUUUUAGACCGAAAACUAAUGGAGGAGAAGAUGGAUCAACAGCUCAAGGCGAAU